Messenger RNA from Necator americanus (New World hookworm), 387 nucleotides. RefSeq lists its product as uncharacterized. The transcript is spliced from 3 exons. NCBI's taxonomy places the organism in Eukaryota, Metazoa, Nematoda, Chromadorea, Rhabditida, Ancylostomatidae. The record is from RefSeq and is a predicted model, not a curated record. Bases 1 to 387 code for a protein of 128 amino acids.
AUGUUGCCACUUUCUAUUCUCUUUGCUUUCGGAUCCCUUGGAAACGAUGUGAUUUAUUGCCCUCAAAAUGGUGGAAAAGCCAAGGAGAACGCCGUCGUUAAGCCGCUACUAGCGCAAAUUAAAAAUAGCCGACUUCUUCUUCUGAGAAACCGACAGAGGAAUUUGCCAGAUGGAUAUCCAAUGCCGAUGCCGAAGAGUAUGGGAGUAGUUGGAAACGAAACUGGUACUCCAUCGGCGCGGAGCACGUUGAGAAGGCGGCCUCAAUGCGAAAAGUCGAAAGCGGCUUCAAAGCCCAGAAGCGCAUUGGCUUCUAAUACCGCUGCUAGAUUUCUGAUGAGUACGGCGCUGGAGAGGCCUGGUUGCAUGGAAAGGAAGCUGCAUAAUUGA